AUGUUGUCUAUGAGGCAUGUGAUCGGGUUGAGUGUUGGCCUCUUUGGCAUGUGUGAACUGGUUUACUUGUUCGUCCAAGUCAACUAUCAAGUCUACUACAAACCACAGCAUCAUUCUGUGGAAAACGAGAAUGAACAAGAUCUGCAUGAGGUUUUGUCGUUGCUACCGAAAGACCGGCUCAAUAUUUGGAUGAUGCCAAUUAGAAGUAGAGUUAAGGCACAAGUGAAGAAAAGUGAGAUUCUACCACCAUCUGUGAUAGAUAUUCUUGUACCUAAUGCGUCUUACAUAUGGAAAGAGGGCCAGGACAACUAUGUGUACAGGUAUUACGAUCCAUUAAAACCAAAAUUAUUUAACCUUUCCGAAACAAACAAUGGUUUAUUCACUAACUUCUCAAACGUGUUGUGCUUUGGGCACGGAACAAAUGCAACGCUCUCAUCAAAAGGAAAAUCCUGUGUGUGUGUAUCUGGUUGGUCUGGUGCUGAAUGUGCUAUACCACACGUGCUGAAUAAAUCAAGGAUGCCCAUUGGCAUUGAUAAAAUGAAAAUACGCAAGUCGCCUCGACGCAUUCUCCAUGCAAUCAACGUCAAUCACGAGGUGGACAUGUCUGAAGUCCGUUUUCACGAACUUUCCGAUGUCGUCGAUGUGUUUAUAAUUUGCGAAUCUAACUACACAGCAUUUGGAAUGCCGAAGAACCUAACAUUUCUUUCACUGCUGCAAAAGGGCUUUCUUAAGGAGUUUCAGCACAAAAUUGCAUACAUAUUCCUUGACCAUUUCCCCUCGGGAGGAAAGGAAGAUGGUUGGGUUGCUGAUCGAUACUUGAGAACGUUCAUGGGCAAAAAGGCCUUAACUCAAAUAAUUGGAUACCGCCCUGAUGACCUCAUUGUCCUGGCAGACGCGGACGAGAUACCCAGUAGUGAUGUUCUUUGGUUUCUCAAGAUGUAUGAUGGCUAUUCUGAACCGAUAGCAUUCACACUCCGUUGGUCCUAUUAUGGAUUUUUCUGGAAGGGACCAAAUGACAAGCACACACAGGUGACAAGUGCAGCUACAAUAGCAUAUGUUAAGUAUGUGUGCGACAGUGAUCUAAUCAAACUUCGGCGGCCACCUAAACAACUGAACAGUGAUGUUUACCGCAGUGCCUUUAAUCGUAGUGUCUUAACCUGGACCAUUGGACCUCCGCAAGGACCAUUUGCGGGAUGGCACUGUUCCUGGUGCUUUCCACCACAGGGCAUCCAAACUAAGCUUAUAUCAGCGCAAAACGGUGACUUUCCGCGUUGGGGUAACUUUAAGGCAAAACAGAGCCUGGACUACAUAAAGGGCCUAAUUAGAGAUGGGAAGUAUUUCGAUGGUUCGCAUCCAUUUAAAGCGAUAGUAACCCUAAAAAGUGAUGCUUUUUAUGCACCUUCCUAUGUACUGAGCAAUCCGAAGAGAUUUUCUUACUUACUUCAUAACCCCUAUAGGAGCACAUAG
Priapulus caudatus is the source of this 1467-nucleotide messenger RNA. Its product is annotated as beta-1,4-mannosyl-glycoprotein 4-beta-N-acetylglucosaminyltransferase-like. The record is from RefSeq and is a predicted model, not a curated record. The coding region runs from base 1 to 1467 and encodes 488 amino acids. Gene Ontology annotation, biological process: protein N-linked glycosylation; N-acetylglucosamine metabolic process. NCBI's taxonomy places the organism in Eukaryota, Metazoa, Priapulida, Priapulimorpha, Priapulimorphida, Priapulidae. The transcript has a single exon. Gene Ontology annotation, cellular component: membrane. Gene Ontology annotation, molecular function: beta-1,4-mannosylglycoprotein 4-beta-N-acetylglucosaminyltransferase activity.